AUGGUACAUAGCGCGUUUCAUAUCGAACCUGUCCUCAAAAAGAGCAACUAUAAGAUCACAGCGCUUGAUUCCUGGGGCAAGAAAUUGAUUGUUGGGACAGAGGAAGGCAUUGUUGUGAUUCUGCAGGAGCAAGAAGGUGGACAUCUUGUUGAGUUCGAAGAGAUCGAAGUGAGAAGGGUAACCAAGUCGAGCAUUUCUCAGCUCAAGGUUUCAGUGGAGCUCGGCUUGAUUCUCAUCCUUACGGCGGAUACGGUACAAGUGAACGAUCUGCGCACGUUAGACCUGAAGGCUCAGCUACUGAAGACCAGGGGAACUUCGAACUUCUCAUUGCUGUACGAUCCGACCCGUUCGUUGCUAUGUUGCGCGAUGAAGAACAGGCUUGCUCUAUUCCGGUGGGAUGGUGAUGGCUUUGUAGACUGGCGGGAAAUCAAGUUUGCGGAUGCGAUCAGAUGCCAUGCCUGGUGUGGUGACUUCCUCUGUGUUGCCUCAGGAAGGAAGUACGUGAUAGUGUCGCUGAGCUCAGGAACAGAGAAAGAGCUGUUCGACUCAAACACAGCCUCCCCCACCAUCUUCUGCCUGCCCAACAACAAGGAGCUGCUGCUAGGACGAGACAACAUGAACGUGUUCCAAGACUCACAGGGAAGGCCAUCCCGCAAGUAUGGUCUCAAGUGGCCGGAGCCUCCCACAAUGAUCGGAUAUCUCUUUCCUUACCUCAUCGCAGCGCUUCCUAAGAGUGUUGAGGUUCAGCUGAUGGAAACGCAGACGACUGUGCAGACCUUGUCCCUGCGAGCGAGCCACAUGCUUGCCUGCAAUGCCAGCAUGUCUGUCUUCGUGGUUGCUAACAACUGCGUUUAUCGCCUCCGACCUGUCACCAUGUCUCGUCAGAUUGAUGCGCUUCUAGAGAGCCAGCAGCUCGAGACUUGUCUGGCUCUGUGCGACCUCUGUCACCAGACAGAUCCCAACGUGGCGAGCAAAUGCAACGCAGUGUAUCGGUCGUACGGCCUGAUGUUGUUUGCAAGGUCGGAGUAUGACAAGGCCAUGGGUUUGUUCUUGCGAUGUGACUCGUUGGACCCGCGGAAUGUUCUCUUUCUCUUCCCUGAGCUCUCCGACGGCUUCGAUGCUGCCCAAGACUUUCGCACGUGCUCGCAGGAGGUGAAAGAUUCGCUCAAGGGCCACAAGCUGCUGAGGUCACAAGUAUCUCUCAUCAAGUACCUCAAGAAUGUCAGAAAACGAUCCCUCCCCUCCUCCUCCCCGCCCUCUGAUCCUUCUCCUGCCCUCUUGGAAGCAAUAGACACGGCGCUCUUGAAGGCUCUGGUGCGAGCAGAGCCGGAGAAUGUGCUGGGCUUCCUGCAGGGGCUCAACGCCUGCAGGCUAGAGGAGAGCGAGAGGCUGCUGCGGGACUACGAUAUGUUCCACGAGCUCGUCGCGCUCUUUCACAGCCACCAGGAGCACCGCAGGGCGCUGGAGCUGCUAGCGGAGCAUGGCCAGGGGCCUCAGGAGGAGCAUCCUCUUCACGGCGUCUUCCCUACCGUGGAGUACCUGCAGAGCCUGGAGGAAGACAAGCUGCCGAUCCUGCUGGAGUUCAGCCGGUGGGUUUUGCGAGCUGACCCCGAGCAGGGGCUGGAAAUCUUCAUCAAGUCGAAGAUUGGGAGGAAGAUGCCGAUCGACACUGUGCUGUCGCAUCUCAAGGUGUUCGAUGAGGAGGUCAUGCACGACAAGAGCAGAAGCGACGGAGGGGGAGGAGAGCUUCGCAUUCGCUUCCUUGAGCACAUCAUCGCACAGGGAGAAGAGCGAUCGCAGUACCACAACGAGCUCGCGCUCCUCUACCUCGAUGCUGUGCAGCGGCUCAAGCACGCCUUCACCUCCAGGCAGGCAGCCCAGGGGCUUGCGGGGUCCCGUUGUGGGGCUGGGAAGGAGCCAGGGGCGCUGGGAGCGAGGAGGAAGAAUCUGCUGGACCUCCUUGAGACUUCGCGGCAUUACGAUGCGCAGAAGUUGCUGUCGAAGCUGCCGAUGGUGGACCUCUACGAGGAGCGCGCUCUCAUCCUCUCCAAGCUCGGCAGGCACGAGGAGGCGCUCAGCAUCUACGCGCAUAGGCUGGGGGACAUGCAGCUCGCGCAGGAGUACUGCAUGAGGCACUACAGCUCAGCGACAGAAGGAGGGGGAGGAGGGAGGGAUGUGUACAUCGACCUGCUCAAGGUGUUCCUCAAGCCCCCCGACGCCUCAGCCCCCAUGACCAUGCAGGCGCUCUCCCUCAUGUCGCGCCACUUCGAGCGGAUGGACCCGGCAAAGGCGCUCGACAUUCUGCCGGCAGAGACGUCGCUGCGAUCGCUGACGCCCUUCUUUGAGAGCGUCGUGCGCGCCAACAGCGAGCAGAGGAAGAGCCUGCAGAUCGCGCAGGCGUUGCUCAAGGCAGAUCAUCUCAAGGUAGCGGAGGAAUGCCUUGAACGACGAGCGCGGCGAGUGGUGAUCAGCAGCGGCAAGCGAUGCAAAGCGAGUCAGAAGCGCAUCGGGACGAGCGCGUUCAUGGUCUACCCUAACAAUGUGGUGGUGCUGCUGGGCGAGAAGACAGAUCCAAAUGUUUGUCCAGCGACGGGGAGGAACUUCAAGGAGCAGCCGUGGGAUUGA
Molecule: messenger RNA, 2625 nt
Organism: Guillardia theta CCMP2712
Lineage: Eukaryota; Cryptophyceae; Pyrenomonadales; Geminigeraceae
Gene: VPS39
Product: vacuolar protein sorting 39
Exons: 5
Coding region: 1-2625 (874 amino acids)
Biological process (GO): endosomal vesicle fusion; intracellular protein transport; vesicle-mediated transport
Cellular component (GO): cytoplasm; membrane
Molecular function (GO): protein binding
Source: RefSeq, a predicted model, not a curated record